Cylindrotheca closterium is the source of this 1239-nucleotide messenger RNA. Lineage: Eukaryota; Bacillariophyta; Bacillariophyceae; Bacillariales; Bacillariaceae. The record is from the annotation of a GenBank genome assembly.
AUGGUAGAAGGACCAGGAGCUACACGCAACAGUCGAAAGGUUCAGCCUGCCAUUGGAUAUACAGUGGAGUCAGUAGGGCAGGAACACUUGCAGGAAAAACUCCAAGACAAAUGCUUGGCCGAGGUAAUCUCAGUGGGCAAGGAAGUUUUCCUGCUGUUUACCAGUAAUCGGGAGGGUGAAGAUUCACAAGAGGGUGAAACUGCAUUACGGCUACAUUUUGGUAUGAGUGGUUGCCUCUAUCUAUAUCAAGAUGACAUUGGAACCAACAGCAUUCCAACAUGGCGACGAAACACCCCAUCUUCUUUGAAAAUUUACCUCGUGUCUCCCGACGAUCCGAUUUCAAGAAUGUGUUUGGAGACAAAAGACUCGACCAGCAACCUCCUUUCUGCUCGUGUUGCAAGAUCCAAAGUCAUGCGGCUAUCCAAAAGAGACGUCUGUGGGGAUGGCUUUGAUCCAUUGGCGGUAAUGGAUGCCAUAGUGAAUAAACGGUCGGAUGCAAUAAUCUCAGAUGCAAUUCUGGACCAAGACCGCUUUCCAGGCGUUGGUAAUAUCAUCAAGAUCGAAGGAUUGCAUCGAUCAAAAGUGCAUCCCAAACGAAUUGUUUCGACAUUGACCAGGGACGAACUUCAAGCUGUUGUAUCGAGCUGCCGCCGCUAUGGCAUGGGGUGGCUGUCAUCAGGUCGGGCACCGGCGAAAGCAGUUUAUAACCAGACGGUGUGUGGAACUUGCUCGGCUCCAUCAGUACGUAUGGUGAAAUUGGGAGAUGAUCUCAGUCGUACGACGUUUUGGUGUGAAUCUUGCCAGCCACUCGAAAGGAGAAAAGAAAACAAAGAAAGGAGCGCACCAGCUGUUCGGAUCCUGCCCCGAACCAAACCACUGAACACGACAGCAAAAGCCACACCAUGCUGUCCACAACAUGGAGCAUCGUCACUCCUACUGAAACGUGUAAAGAAGACGAAUUCUGUAAACCGCAAUCGAUUGUUUCGACUCUGCAAGGUUCGCCCUUGUCCUUAUUUCGUUUGGGCUGACAAUCAUUUCCCUAAAUGCGCCUGUCGGCAAACAGCAACUCUACGAGUUAGUAAAACAGAACGUACCGGGGGGCGUUGGUUUCUGUCAUGUCGCAAUGCCGCUGCGAAGCCUAGCGAUGGAUACUCGACACCACGAGGUUGCAAGUUUUUUGCGUGGGCGGAGGACGCACAAUUGAAGCCAUUUGGAAAUUCAUUAACGCCCCUCUUAUAG